AUGGCCUCUUGGGGAGAUGACCAGCCUGCUCAGGCGGCUCAGGGCCAGGGCUACGACGACGGUCGUGGUCGUCGAGGCUACGGUCAUGGCGGCGGCGGUUGGGGUGGCUAUCGCCACCGCGACGAUCGACGGAGGGGCGGUGGGGGUCAGUUUCCCCAGGCUGCUCACAAUCCGUAUGACGUUCGUCUGCCACAUUUUCUCCAGUCUAUCGCGGAAUGCGAAGAUGAUGCGAGAAAGACCUCGAUCAUUAUGGUCGACUCUCGCGACGAGAGGAUCGUUUCGCCGUUUCAGGCGUGGCUGGUCAAGGAGAUUAUGACAAACAGCUCUAGCUCUGUCAACGUUCUGACAGAGCGGGACCAGGUCAUGCCUCCCAACUCGGGCUACCACAUGUCGCUCUUCGCCAACUAUACGUUGGAUGGGAUCAAGGCCACGAUCGCGGUGUCGAUCGACUCCCAGACUGGUGCUCCGUGUGGCGGCUGGGAUGAUAUGACCGCUCGGGCCUUGAGUCACGUGGCUUUUCAGCCUUUCACCUGGCCGGUGCUCCGGGACACAUCGCCGUCGUACACCGACGUCAAGAUCUGCAACGGCAACGAGAUCCUUUUUCACUGGAUCUUCCGGGGCUAUCGUGCAGACACGGACCUUUCGGUCCAGCAGCAGUUCGCGGAUGAAUACUUCAUUCGAGGAUGGAGGGUCUCCCUGUUCUCGUUCGAGUGUGGUGGUCGGACCUACUCGAUCGGACCCAAUGGCACGGUGAUCGCCGGGGACAGCGCGCGCUCACGCGUUGAGCUCCGUGUGUCCGAUCGGUCCUCAGAGGAUGCCGUGGGACAUGAUGCUGACAGGGUGGAGUUUCGCUAUCGCGACUCCAACAACCGCAUCGAUCUCAAGUGCUCUCGCACAUCGGUGCCGGCGACAUGGCUCACAGUGUCGCACAUCAGUGGGCCGACUUUGAUUCAGACCAUCUCUCGAUGCCGUGAUCAAAGGGCACGAGUCGAAGGUCCGGAGCAGACGGAGCAGUUCGCCCAGCUUGCUGCAGCUCAUCAGGGCUGGUGGCAUGAUGCGGCGACGCUCGACCCUAGCCAGGUCGGGGUCCGGGUCACUUUCGUGGCUGGACUCGAUGCCGGGAACUUUCACGUGCAGACUGAGAGCAAGCUCUUCGUGAGGGAUCCCGAGGUCGUGGCUACAAAGGCGCUCGCCGAGAUGUCGCACGAUGGUGGUGCGAUCGCAGCAGUGCCUCGUCGGCCGCCGGCGCUCGCUCAAUCUGCAUGGUCGGCCGCGGCAGAGUCGGCGAAUGCGCUCGCUGACAUUCCCUCGGGCUCGGGGGAGUUAGCAGUUCGUCGUCGUGCUCAAGACGACCUCAACACCCGCACGUUCGCGGCGGCGGUCGAUCCGAUUAACUAUGAUCAGAACGACGAGGAAGACACUCGCGGGCAUAUUUCAGAUCCUGUCCGUGAUCAGGUUGACUGCUUUCGCUGCGGUCCUGUUAGCUUCUUGGCACAGAAGCAGCGCAGCUUUCGUGGGCUGCGAAGAUUGCUGCCAAUGUUGAAGGCCAUUUGCGGCCGCAUGCUCAUCGGCAAGACCCGCUGCACCAGGCUCCCACAUCACUGGCAGAAGACAGUGAGCACCAUGCACUUGUCCAAGAAAGUCGCUGUCGGAGCUGACAACGAGGCAGAGCGUAGAUGCGAGCAGGAGCUUCCAGUUAUCUACGACACGGGGUCCUUUGAGGUCGUUGCCGAGCAUGAGUUCGUGAGUGGAGAUGUGGUUACAGCAGAGGCCAGUGGAGACUCUCCCGUGGCGGCCUCCGAUAUGACCUUCUGGAUGGUGCAAAGCCACGAGUUGAAGUUCUGGAAGACCGGGCAUGCUAUCGGCUCAGAAAAGAUGAGGAAGAGAAUCCCUGAUGGCUUCAGCGGCGAUUCCAGCGAAGACAGGUCUCUCCUGGAGGAGAUGCGCCUGGACUCCUUCGCGCUUUGCUACCAGCGAGGUGGCACCGCGAGCCCGGGCUGGUUGAAGCUGGGGCCAUCCAUCAGCGCGAUGGCUCACGAUGCAGGCUUUCAGUCCGUGGAUGUUUCUGGAGACAGCCACUGGGCAACAAAGCUUUCACAGUUCAAGGUGGACCUGGAUGGCAUUGACACGACGAGUGGGGCUCUUAUCGAUUCUGGCACGUCGCUCUUGACUUUCCCACGCUCUGCAAGCCACAUUACGGAUGCCUUGAAGCAGAAGGUGAGAAAAGAUUGCAGCAACUUGGAUCAGCUGCCGACCUUGUAUUUCGAGCUGGACGGAGCAGAGGUGGUUCUCCCACCCCGGGCAUACAUUUUCAAGGUUCUGGAUAACAAUGGCAAUCCAUAUUGCAGAGGGGCGUUCAUGAAGGUGGAUAAGGAGUCACAAUUUGGGGAGGUCUUCAUUUUGGGCAUGCCGUUCUUACGCUAUUAUUUCACGGUUUUCGACCGGCAGAACAAGCAGGUGCACAUCGCGAGAUCGACCGAAGACUGUCAGGUUGCCCAUCACAUGUCCUUAUUAGCAACAAAUGCGAGCGCUUCGGGGCGUUCCGGCCGACAUGGCUUCGGGUCUGCCGAUUUCCAGGAGGCGACUCCUGCAGACCUGGACGAUGUGAUUUCGCCAUCCUGGGUCAGCGCUGCAGCUCUCUCCAAUGACAAGCUGAACAAAAUCGACAACAAGUGGGUCGAGGUCAAGCGAUGCAUGCCACAGGAGGUGAUGCGAGCCCGAGAAAGCGGCAAGAAGGACGAUUUCGAGCCCGAACGUCCGAGUGGACCUUAUCAUGGACCACCUCCAGGCGGGCCGCCAGGUGGACCACCUCCAGGCUAUGGCUACCCUCCUCCGCCAUGCUAUGGAGGUUAUCCAGGAUAUCCGCCACCUGGCUACGGUGGCUACCCCUACGGCUACUAUCCGCCUCCUCCGCCUGACUAUUACGCGGCUUAUGGUUACCCACCUCCACAUGCGUACGGACCGUAUGGCGGAUAUCCGCCAGCAGCGCCAACAAGGCAGGAGCCGCAGAAGGCUGCGAAGGCUGGAGAUUCCCAUACCGAUACCCAUUGCACCCCGAGCCAGCUUAACAACUUGCUUCUCUCUCGGGCUAUCGCUGCUGGAAUGCACGCUUGGCAUGCCGUCUACGCAGUCUGCUUGGCUUGGGCGCUGGUUGGCGCAGAGCCCAAGAUAUCCGUGGUCACAGCAUUGCUGCCCCCAAGAGGAGUUCCCGGUGAUGCGGCCCGUGCAGACGGUGAACCUGGAACGCGCGGGGCGCGCCUGCGAGUGGAGGCUUCCGGCGGCUGCUUCCGUUGGAUCUCCCAAAGGCCGGACCUGGUGGCUUUGGAGGAGCCGCUGCCGGAGGAGUUGCCGCCCCGGCGAGCUGCCGAGGCCGAGGCAGAGGCCGCCUGCCAGGAGGCAUGCUUGCACGUGGGACGCCAGUUCCUUGUGCAAGAGGAUCCAGGCGCAGCUGGUGAUGGCUGUCAGCCAGUCGCAAUCAUUCGCAGCCUCGCGGAAAGCGUCGAUAACGUCGAGAAGGUCCUGGUUUUAGCCCAGGAUAUUCAUUCGUCCGGGGUUGAACUCCGAUGUGAAGUUUACAUCGCCAACAUCCACAGAAUCGAGGUUGAAACUUCUGUGCGCCGAAUAAAUGUGGAUGAUGUGGAGACGCUCGGUGUCAAGGCCUACGACAAGCAGGGCAAUGUUUUUUCGUCGCUGGAGGGUUUGCAGUUCAGGUGGCGCAUCGGAGACGAAAGCAUAUUGCAGAGACCGAAGCUCGUCGACUCGGCCUUCAAGCUGAGCCCGGUUCGCCGUGCGUUGGCAGAGGCUGGGGCCGAUCCUGACACGGUCCUCCUCCGUGGUGUUGCAACCGGGAGGACGACGGUCGGCGCCAACUUGACUGUUGCUGGCAUGCAGCACGUUGUCUCGCCCGAUGUGCCUUUGACGGUGCUGGAAAACAUCGUACUGCUGCCAUCGCUGAUGCGGGCACCGCCCAUGGCACAUCUGCAGCUUCAACUUAAGGUCCUUCGCGGUCCACGCCGCCCUCUGGAGGAGUUCCCAUCAGUGGCGCUACCAGUGCCACAUUUCAGCUGGCACGCGCAGGCAGUGGAAGGUGGCCCGGACGUCCUGUUCGUGCAGCCGCAGAUGGGCCUUGUAGUGACUCAGCAUCUUGGCUCCGGGCGAGUUUUGGCUGUGGACUCACGAAUUGAGAACAACACUGCGGCAUCGAUAGUUCAUGUUGCAAACCCUGCAGUGCUUCGCUUCACCACGCUGCCACUAUGGCGAGGGCCUGGUGUUCCCUUCGAUGCUCAUGCACCAGGAUGGCUGGGGACGCUGGAAAGUGGCUGGGAAGAUGCAGAGCUGCAGGUGCUACGCUUCGACACAGCAGGAGUCUCCUCAGCAGAGCCGAAGCUUCAGCUCGUGCAGGGUAGGACGUAUGCUCUGAAACUGGAGCUGAUGGACGACCUUUCGCAGCCGAUGCAGAUUCCGCUGAACCUUCGGGCAGAAGUUCGCUGUGUGGCCGAGCCCGACAUGCCGCCGGUACUGCAGCUCUUACAUCAGGCUUCCAAUUCUGCGGUCAUCAUCUUCCGUGCAGUGGAGCCGGGUGAGGGCGUCAUUACCAUCGACGGCUUGACUCUCCAGGCCGACAGCGAAGACCAGGCCCGCGGCCUGAAGACGCUUCCGUUGAAGCUCACGGCGAAGCAGGUUUUCCACGUGGCGCCUGAGCUGCGACCACUAGUGCCUGUUCCCGGACCAAUGCUUCUUCCGAGGUGGCAUUCCUACUUGCUGAAGGUCGCAGGUGGAAGCGGCCAGCAGGCAUUUGCUCUGACCCAACUGAAUCCAGCCGGUGUGGCCAGCGUUUCUGCCGAAGGACGCGUGCAGGUAUUUGGCCGCUUGGGCAGUGCAGAACUCCUGGUUUACGACACAAGGAACCCAGAAAACAACUUCACUCUGCCGGUCUUGAUAAGACGUGCCGGCCACCUUCGACUCUUGCCCCGCUAUCUGCAGAUUCGUUUGUCUUCAGAUCACCCAACGGAAGAGGUCGUUCGGGUGCAAGCGCGGCCUGAGGAAGGUGGCGACGAUGCUGAGCUGUGCCGGCUGCUUCGAAAUUUGUCCUUCUGGAACUGCACGGCGCUCUUCCCGUCGGACCAGCUGGUGCCCGAAGUCUCCAACAACACCGUUGCUUCUGUACUCGCAGCCUCUUCAGGCGAGUUUGCGACAUGCGCCGUCCUUCAUGUGAGGCCUCUCGCAGCAGGACGAUUUCAGCUCAUCGCGAAAGCUCAGGAGGUUGAUGUGCCUGCGCUUCCAUCAGCAUCGCUUCCCUUCGAGGUCUACAAGCCCUUGAAGUGGCAAUUGCUUGGAGUUCCGAGCCCAGCCGACGUACUUGCGGCGGCUCAGACCAAUCAAUCGGCAGCAUUGGUCGUGGCACCCUGUUCCUCCGUCAGACUCUGCAUCUCCGAUGGUCCCCUUGGCCUAACGGUUCAAGGACGGGAGACGUGGAAUUUGACAGCUGGAGCCCACAUAACUGUGCAGCGCCUGAGCCAUCGUUGCUUUGAGGUGGCGUGUUUACAGGUUACGCCAGGGCCUGUGCGGUUGGUUGGUGAAGUCUCGCACUCUCCUGCGGAUCCAGCACAUGGGCACACUUUUGUGGACCGAUUGGACUUGUGGCUCCGCUGCUCGGUGCCAGCCAGGGUGCAGGCUACAGCCGAGCUGCAUGCAGACGAUCUUCCGGACGACAAGGACCGAGGAGAGGCACUUGGAGUACAGCGCGGGAGGGAGACAGCUUUCAGGGCGAAGUUUACUGACGGCUUCGGAAGGACCAUCCUGAACGCCUCCGAAUAUUGGCUCCGCUGGUCACUGGUGCCCACCGGAAGCAAGGACGGAGUUCCAUUUCAGAAGGCAUGGCUAUCCACCGGCAAGGAGCUGUCCUUGGCCUCCCUCGCUGUGCCACGCGAUGCCACGGUGGGUGCGACGGCACGGUUGAAGCUGGAGGUGUCGCUGCCUCCAUCGAGCCUUUGUGCGUCGGCGGCCACGCUUGCCGCGCUGCCUUUGCCCAGCGGUGACGACCUUGGCCUGGUGGUGGCCCGGAAGCUAGAACUUCGAUGGCCCGGCCAUCCGGAGAAGCCGCGCUUCGCGAUCUUCAAGAACCUGACCAUCGUUCUGGAAGCCGGGUUCGGAACUGGACGGGCUCGCCUGGAAGUCUCUGGGCAGGAGAUCUUGGAGGUCAUCGAAGCUCGGCAGAUCUGUGGUGAUGUGCCCGAUGGGCAUCCGUGCGUUCCAGCACUGUGGAUCGGCUCGCCCUGCAACGUCACCAAAGCUGCCGUCCAACGAUGGUUUUUGAAGCCGUUCGCACAAGGCACGGCUUCCCUGCGACUCUGGGACCCCGACCUCUUGGGAGCCCGGCCUCAGCGCCUGGAGAUCGCGAUUCGCGCAGCCAAGCAGCUCGAUGUGGGACUCCUCGGGGAGGAUGCAUCUGACGGGACAGUCCUGGUCGUGCGUGGGGUGCUCCGGCAGCUGCGAGUGGACAUCCGCGAUGCAGAGGGCGAGGCUCUUGGAAUGGUCAAUUGGGCCGCGCUGAAUCUGAAGCUGAGGAGCAGUGACCCAGGAGCCUUCGAGGUCCGGGAGAGCACCACGGCCGCGAGAUGCGGACACUACGAGUGCAUCUGCCACACUCCCGGCAUCUAUCGCCUCUCAGCCGAGAUGCAGGAUUAUCCAAGUGGCACCAUCUACUCGCGAGUCUUGCACGUGCACUGCCUCCCAGAGUUCGAUGUCGUCUUGAAAAACAUUGUCGUGAUGCCGGGGCAGGCUUUCGAGCUCGCCUUCACUGGAGGCCCUCCUCGGAGCGACGACCGGACCUUUUUCCGCUUCACGUCGAGCGCCCCGGACGUUGCCAGCAUCGACGAAGGCGUCGGCCUGGUAAUCGCUCUGAGCCCUGGCUCGGCGGAUCUCUCGGUGCAGCUUUUAGAGCGAGAGACGCGUCGCGAGAUUGCACGGGCAGGAGCCCAUGUGACUGUGGGCAUCCCGUGGAACGCUUCGAUUGGCGCUUUGGAUACCUUAGCAGGACAGGCUGAGGCGGCAUCGGACGAGGGACUGGUCUUGCGGUGGGGCGGGCCCGAGCCGUUAAGGCUUCGGGUGCGACUAUGGUCAGGAGAGCUGGAGCUGACGCCGCUAUUGCUUGGGAUGGCCAGCGCUCAGGCAUCUCCCUCCUUCAGCGCCGAGAGCAGCCGGAAAGUGUACAAGACGGCACUUGACAUGGGCCAUCCUGUGGUGGAGGCCGUGGAGGCUGCUGCCGUGGUGGCACAGCGCACGGCCGUGGACGAAGGCCUGAGCCUCGCCCCGGACACCGCCGGCGCUGGGGCCGCGUUUGGUGUUCGCUGCCGCUUCCGUUGGAGCUCGGACAGCUCCGUGGUGCUGGAGCCCGUCGGCUUUGGGGCGCUGGCCGUUGACGUCCGCACGGCACCAGCUUCUGUGACUUUGGCCGGAAAGGAGGUGGAGGUGGCGGUGCAGAUUGACUGCCCUCUGGGUUCAGGAUACGAGCAGCUGCACCUGCAAGCGAAGCGCCUGGUUCCUGUGGUGCAGCCGUUGCAGCUCUUGACUCCUGUCACAGGUGUGUGUGCCGCUGCCGUGGAUGCUUCUUCCCUGCUGGUGCCUUCGCAUGCACGGCUUCCUUUGGCAUUCAACCUCCCACGGUCCCAUCUCCAGGUGGACGUCGUCGGGCGGACUAUCCAGUUGCUGGAAACGGGAGACGUAAUUGAGCUUGAGACCGGAUCGGAACUGGGAGACUCGAGCCUUCGAGUGCAGGCCGUUGACUCGCAGCUCGUUCCCGCAAUGCAAAUCUCAGUCUUCGUGCGCAAGGCGUUUGCAGCGAGAAUCGACUCUGUCCCGUCCAGGCUGCCGCUUGGAUCCAGUGCCUUGUGCCCGCUUUAUCUCGUCGAUGCUAAUGGGCAGACUAUGGCGCUUCCAAGCAACUUCCAGGUGGACGUCUUCUCCAGUCAUGCAGCAUUGAUGGCAGAGGUUCAUCGCUCUUCGAGAGGGACAUCUUUGUACCUGCGACCACUGAGCGAGGGAUGCGCACUCCUCAGCGCGGCGGUCCGGAUGCCGGACGGGAGGCGGUUGCCUUCGGACGUGGCGGAAAUCUGUGUGGUUCGAGGGGUGCUGGUUGGCCAAGGGCAGCUUCUACUACAGCCUGGCUCACGGCUGAACUUAGAUCCAGAAGAGCUCUUCUCAGGCAAAGCGAGCGCCGGUCGACCGCCUUUGGCUUUCUCUCUGCGACUUGCCCAGCUCGGAUCCAGGUCCCUUGAGGAGACUGCUGAGAGCCUCGCAGCCGAGGUUGCGGCGGUCUUGACAGGCGGCCUUUCGAGCCCUGGCCAUGGAGCGCUGCAGGUUCGCAUGGUCCGUGCGCGAUGGUCCGUGAAGCAGGAACAAGGAGAACUACUACUUGGAGCAGAAGUCGAUCUGCAGGUCUCUGCUCGUGAACUUGCUGAGGUGGCCGGACGCAGCGCAGAGCUUGGCUUGAGGGACCUUGCAGAGGUUCUGUGGACCUACCAGGACGUUCAACCGAACGAGUCGCCGGGCUCCCAGACUUUGUCGGCCCACGCAGUUGCAUCAGCUGAAGUCCUGCCAGGUGUGAGUCCCAAGCAAAGCAAUGCCAAUGCGACGGAAGUCACAGGAAUCAGAGGAGCCAGCAAGCUCAUCGCGUUGCGGUCAAGUCGCACUGCCGUGGCUGUUGCGGAGAGGUCCACGCCGGAUGCGACAGCAGGGUGGCACUCUCUUCAGCCGCGCAUUGUCAAAGUAGAGGGACCCAGAGUCACGGCGCUGGCGCUCGAGCCAGGAGUUGCGACGCUGCGAUACUGCGACGGCAUUGUCACGGCCGACAUCCAGGUCACAGUUGCCCAUGCUAGGCAGCUCAUGGUGCGCGCUGCUCCGGAGGGCGGGCCAUCGCCAGCAUUGGUUGCAAGGAAGAUUUUCUCAAAUGAGGCGAACUCAGCGCCGAUGCAAGCCAAGUUCCGUGCGUUUCGCGAGGGUGGUUCGGAAGCGGAAGAGUUCUUGUCCGACCCAUUCCUUUUGCAGAACUUCCACCUCCAGUGCAACCCCACCGAGGCAGCAAUGCUGGAGUUCUUCAACUUCAAGGCCAGUGGGGAUGCCUGCGUGCUGACAGCAAGGGAGCCUUCUGUGACAGCCUUGCAGAGGCUGUCUCCAAGUCGCCUCGGCCUUGAAGCCUCUCUACCCGGUAGUAUUGGCGGAGGUAUUGUUCUCGAGUGGCCCUUCGCACCGCAGUUCCGGAUCAUCCAGGAGAGCCAACUGCUCGCAAGCGGAGAGGUGUGUGCGACUUUGAGAACUUCCCAGCCAGAAGCCACAGUCGUCGUGUGGACCGGAGGCCAUUCGAUUCAGGCAGACCUGGCCCAGAUCCAUAGCUCGCUGGGAAACGUCUCUGUGAAGGUCCGUCCAUCUCACAAGGGGCCAUUCGUAGACUUGCGUCUCAUGUGGCACGCUGCCGUCGAGUCAGGAGUCUCCGAGGAGGUUCAGCUUCUGGUCUGGUCCCCCGCGACGAGUCAGGCAAGCAACUGUCGAGUUCGGGUGGAGCCGACGAAGGUUCAGUGUACUCAGCACGACGGCAGGUCGGGCUUCGAGCUAUGUUUGCUGGCUCUGGCGGUGGCAGCGAUGGUUUGGUUUCUGGCGAGGUCUUGCUCCAGGCCACCCCCUGCAGAUGGAAGUCCAGGCUCUGGACUUGGAGCAGCCUUUCAGGGCGUUGGAGCCGGGCCGGUCUUCAGUGGUGAUCCCUUUGGUGGCCCUCGUGCGGUCUCCCCGUUUCAAGCAUUAGGCCGUGAGCUCAGCUCCGGGCACUGCGCAGCGUCUCGCCAGAACCCUGGGACCUGCAGGCUGAGACGAGACCGUGCUCUGAGCCAACCGUCGGCAGAGAACAAAAUGGACUGA
This is a messenger RNA of Symbiodinium necroappetens, 9909 nucleotides long. Lineage: Eukaryota; Dinophyceae; Suessiales; Symbiodiniaceae. The record is from the annotation of a GenBank genome assembly.